This is a messenger RNA of Elephantulus edwardii (Cape elephant shrew), 1611 nucleotides long. It is a transcript of the gene ARSB, whose product is annotated as arylsulfatase B. The record is from RefSeq and is a predicted model, not a curated record. NCBI's taxonomy places the organism in Eukaryota, Metazoa, Chordata, Mammalia, Macroscelidea, Macroscelididae. The coding region runs from base 1 to 1611 and encodes 536 amino acids. The transcript has 8 exons.
AUGAGCCUGCGGAGCGCAGCGAGCUCGUGCGGAGGCCGCAGCCUCGGAAGGCCGCUCCUCCGCGCCGUCUGCCUCCAGCUGCUGCUGCUGCUGCUGCUGCCGCCGCCGCUGCCAUGCUCGGGCGCCGCUGUCAGCCAGCCGCCUCACCUCGUCUUCUUGCUGGCCGACGACCUGGGUUGGAACGACGUGGGCUUUCACGGCUCGAGCAUCCGCACGCCGCACCUGGACGCGCUGGCGGCCAGCGGAGUGAGGCUGGACAACUACUAUACGCAGCCGCUGUGCACGCCGUCGCGCAGCCAGCUGCUCACCGGCCGCUACCAGAUUCAUACAGGUUUACAGCACCAGAUAAUCUGGCCCUGCCAGCCCAGCUGUAUUCCUCUGGAUGAAAAACUCCUGCCCCAGCUUCUGAGGGAAGUGGGCUACACUACCCACAUGGUCGGGAAAUGGCACCUGGGAAUGUACCGGAAAGAAUGCCUUCCAACCCGCCGAGGAUUUGAUACCUACUUUGGCUAUCUCUUAGGUAGUGAAGAUUACUACUCCCAUGAGCGUUGUACGUUUAUCAAUGCCCUAAAUGUCACUAGGUGUGCUCUUGACUUCAGAGAUGGUGAAGAAGUUGCAUCUGGAUAUAAAAAUAUGUACUCAACAAAUAUAUUCACUGAAAGGGCAAUGGCCCUCAUAGCUAACCAUUCUCCAGAAAAGCCUUUGUUUCUGUACCUUGCUCUCCAGUCUGUCCAUGAGCCCCUUCAAGUCCCUGAGGAAUAUUUGAAGCCAUACGACUUUAUUCAAGACAAGAAUAGGCGUCAUUAUGCAGGAAUGGUGUCACUUAUGGAUGAAGCAGUAGGAAAUGUCACUGCAGCCUUAAGAAAGCAUGGGCUCUGGGACAAUACAGUGUUCAUCUUCUCCACAGAUAACGGAGGACAGACAUUGGCUGGGGGCAAUAACUGGCCCCUCCGAGGAAGAAAAUGGACCCUGUGGGAAGGCGGCGUUCGUGGGGUGGGCUUCGUGGCCAGCCCUUUGCUAAAACAGAAGGGAGUGACGAACCGGGAGCUCAUCCACAUUUCUGAUUGGUUGCCCACUCUAGUGAAGCUGGCAGGAGGACAUACGAAUGGCACCAAGCCCCUGGACGGUUUCGACGUGUGGAGAACCAUCAGUGAAGGGACCCCAUCCCCCAGAGUGGAGCUGCUGCAUAACAUCGACCCGAACUUUGUAGAUACAGCACCAUGUCCUGAGCACAGCAUGGGCCCAGCAAAGGAUGGUUCUUCUUUUCCAGAAUACUCAGACUUCAACACGUCUUUCCAUGCUGCAAUUCGAUAUAAAAACUGGAAACUUCUGACGGGCUAUCCAGGCUGUGGCUACUGGUUCCCACCACCGUCUCAAUCCAAUGUUUCCGAGAUACCAUCGUUGGACUCACCCACCAAAACGCUCUGGCUCUUUGAUAUUGAUCAGGAUCCUGAAGAAAGACACGAUCUAUCAAAAGAACGUCCUCAUAUCGUCCAGCAUCUCCUUUCCCGGCUGCAGUUCUACCACAAACACUCAGUGCCCGUGUACUACCCCAAGCAAGAUCCCCGCUGUGACCCAGAAGCCACCGGUGCUUGGGGGCCAUGGAUGUAG